Messenger RNA from Lathyrus oleraceus (garden pea), 1362 nucleotides. RefSeq names its product probable plastid-lipid-associated protein 13, chloroplastic. NCBI's taxonomy places the organism in Eukaryota, Viridiplantae, Streptophyta, Magnoliopsida, Fabales, Fabaceae. The transcript is spliced from 7 exons. The record is from RefSeq and is a predicted model, not a curated record. Bases 211 to 1110 code for a protein of 299 amino acids.
UGCAAAAAUAAAAAACUAAAUUUAAAGGAGAUAGUUGGAAAGAUAACUAAAUGAAAAUUAGCUAGUACUAGUACGUUGGGAUUAGGACAAAUCUAUUAAAAAAACGAAAACACCACACACAGACGCCUACCCGAGAUGAGCAACACUUUCAUUUCAUGUUAAGAACUAACUCAUGAAAAAUUGAACCCAAACAACUUCAAUUCUCUUUCAAUGGCUACUUCUGUUUCUGCUUCUCAUCCCUGUAUUUCAUCUAUCACCAAUUGUUCAAUCCCUUCAUCAUCAUCUUCAUCUUCUUCUUCUUCAUGGAAAGUCUCAUCCUCACGCGUCAAGUGGCAGAGACGUUCCUAUUGUAGAGCUAUGGUUCAAAUUCAAACUGGCGCACCCGCCGCGUAUGCUAAGGAAAUGGAACGCCUAUCCGCCAAAGAAUCGCUUCUCCUUGCGUUUAAAGAUGCAGGUGAGUUUGAGGGCUUAGUCUCUGGGAAGACAACCGAAUAUCAAAGAAUUGAUGUGAAUGAGAGGAUAACUGGUCUUGAGCGGCUCAAUCCAACACCUCGACCCACGACGUCACCUUUUCUAGAAGGUCGAUGGAAAUUUGAGUGGUUUGGUCCUGGAUCUCUCGGGUUGUUUGCGGCUAGGGUUAUAUUUGAGAAUUUUCCUUCAAGUUUAGCUAAUUUGUCGAAAAUGGAUGUCUUCAUCAAGGACGGAAAUGCAAAGAUUACGGCAAACACAACAUUUUUAAACUCGAUAGAAAGCAGUGUUAUUCUCUCAACCAAGUUAACUGUCGAGGGGCCACUUAGAAUGAAAGAGGAGUAUGUAGAAGGGAUUCUUGUGUCACCAACAGUUUUGGAAAACAGAGUACCAGAACAGCUCAAAGGUGCACUUGGACAGGCAGUUAAUGUUUUACAACAGCUACCGGUACCUUUACGCGAUGCUCUUUCCAAUGGACUAAAAGUUCCUCUAAGUGGAAGCUUUCAGAGACUCUUCAUGAUUUCUUAUCUCGAUGAGGAGAUACUUAUAAUAAGGAACACAUCUGGGAUUCCAGAAGUUUUAACAAAAAUUGAAGCAACACCAUCGCCUCUGGGAGAUUCAAAUCCAGGGUAUGAAAGCUAGGAAUUCUGUAUGGAAAGUGAAUUAUUUUUCCUUGGUUUUUGAGGUGUAAUGUCAAACACUUAUUCCUUCUAAGUAACCUAUGUGAAUAUAGAAGUUUCAAUUUGAAACUGAUACCAUUUCUUACAAAACUAUGUAUCAUGUUCCUGUAUCACAACAAAAGUGGUUCUAUGAUUUAGAACUUGAGUAAUGCUAUUCAUACAAUCAAUAGUGAAAUUAAAAAAAAAAAGGAAAAAUCUGUAUUUUUGUUGGAAA